AUGGCAAAGGCGACGCCCCGUCCCGUCUCUCUGCCUUGGGCGACCGUUCCAGAAGAAGGUGUGGCCGACACCAACCUCCUCCAGUUGGCCUUUUUCGACGAGGCGGGUCUCGUCGUGUGCAGCGAUGUUCACCUUGUAACGCGCGUGCCACUAACGCCGUCCUCCGUUCCGCUCGGUUGUGCAGCGUAUGCUUCCCGGGCAGUCAGGACAUUACGUCAGGUGCGCGUAACAGGCGAACAGUCAAGACCAUGUACCCCUGUUCAAAACUCCUUUGUUCUAAUUGACCACCCUUCAGCCUAGGACAUCCCCCUAUGCCCCAUACCCAGCCAUGCCUACAAGCCUCCCCACUUGUGCUGUCUCCCGUUCUCAGUAGACGUCCUUCUUUAACCCGCCUUCUGUUUUGCAUACGCAACAUUGGCGACGCAGCUUAACAAACAUGGCUUCAUUACUGCAUACACAGUAACCUUUCUGGCCGAAAGGCGUUCCCAAACCCUCGUGGUCGCAAUGUAGAAAGACAUUUGAGGAUUACAUUGAACUGCUUCCGAUGCUGUCGCCGACGAUUGCACUAGACAUUACCUCCAAAUUGGAACUUCUCCGAACCAAUCUUGGAGUGUUGGGGCAACGGUAUUUCAACGCCCUUGAUUUAGAAGAGGCUACUAAUCUCGAAACAACAUUCAUAGAGCUCGAGUCAGCGUGGGGAGGAAAAGACAACGCAUUCCUCAGCCGUUAUCGGUUUUGUCAGAUGCGCAUGGAAUCCAGUCAAUGCAUCGGUGAUUUUAUUACGAAUCUGGCUCUGGUCAUUCGGGACUGCUGGUAUAAAAAGGUCACGGCAGACAACUUCGAGCACUCAAUGCUCGUUCAGCGGUUGAUCGUUGGUUUGUGAGGCGGGAAAUCUCGGGAAGCUCACUUAUCAAGGAAGAGUAAUUUGUCAUGGGAGAAGGCCUGUGAUAUCGCUAGUCAUCAGGAGAACUUACGGCAAAAGCUUCAGCAACUAAAUCAGUCAAACGCUACUUUGGAGCCCGAAGUGGCCGUCUCCGUAGUCAACACUGCUGGGUUUUCACCUAAGCAGAAACCAUCGGGUCCUUCAAAGCACCCACCGUCCUGCUACCGCUGUGGUCAGCAUCAUAUCCGUUGGUCAGACGGUAGACACUGGAAAACAGUUUGCUGAUUUUGCAAGACAAUCGGCCGCAUCGAACAAAUGUUUUUUCCCAAAAGACGAAUGAAUAUUAACACUCGUGCCACCUACUCUAAUCCAGCCGGAGAUGAAGGGCAUUUCUCCGAAUGUUUUCAGCCGACACGGCGCUCCAAUCGCCCUACACUACCACGCUUCCGAUUGAUCGCCAUCCCGUGAAGUUUGAACUCGACACUGGCUCGACUGCUACUCUCAUCAAUGACGCCCAUCUUCAGAAAUUACCCCCCCCCCUACUUCCGGCUAGCUCAACAUUCUGUAGUUACCUUGGACAGAACGUAGAGUUUCGAGGGGUCAUUACGGCUAAAGUUGAGCAUGAGGGAGAACUUCGUUACUUGCCGGUUUAUGUGGGGAGAGGAAGCCAGCAGUCAAAUCUCCUCGGACGGAAUUGGAUUAAAUGUGUGCCCUCUGUGCUAUUUUAUGUGCAUCGGAUUGGUGUAAACCCAGAUUUAGAUUGAAUUUUGGCAUAUGAUAAGGGCCUGUUUCGUGACGAUUCUGCUACCCACUACCGCGGUCCACCUGUUAAAUUCCAAUUUUAAUCAGACUUUUGGCCCCGAUUCUUCAAAGCUCGUUCAGUCCCCUAUGCAGUCGCACCGAAGGUCAAAGAAGAACAGGAUAGCCUACAGAGGACGGACAUUAUAGAGCCCUUGCAAUAUUCAAAAUGGGCAGCCCCUAUAGUUUUUGUCCUCAAAUGCAUAGGCUCUGUGUGAAUCUGUGGGGACUACAAGCUGACGAUCAGUUCAGCAACGGAACUGAAUCCUUAUCCUCUCCCGCACCUCGAGGAUCUCCACGUAUCUCUCUCAGAUGGUCACUAGUCUACAACUUUGUACCUGAGGCGUGCUUACAACCAAGUCGUCUUAGAUACCGAAUCCCGAGACGCCACCACCAUCAAUACGCAUUGGAGUCUGUUUCGAUACAAAAGACAACCAUCUGGAGUAAGUUCUGCUACCAGUUUAUUUCAAUGCUUGACUGAUAGCCUCGUGAAGGAUGUACCUCACGCUUUUUCACGUCUUGACGGCAUAUCAGUAACCGGUCCAUCGGAAUAUAGUCAAUGCACUUGUAAUUCUGUCAGCGAAUUAGACGGUGGACAUCGAGAGACCCCUUUGAAGCCGGGUAAAAAGAUCCCUGCAAUAACGCUGGCCUUCAUCUGCCUGCCCUGAUUUUCAGCCAUUCUAUGGCCGUCAGAACGAGUUGAGUCUACAAGACGGAUGCGUAUUAUGAGACAAUCGUGCAGUUGUGCCACCACAAGACUGACAGGGCAUCCUCAGAGUUAUGCAUAACGCUCAUCCUCGUACAUUUAGAAUGAAAGCUCUCGUCCGCAGUUAUGUUUCACGGCCCAAAUUUGACGCAGAUAUCCAAAAUACGGAAAAAGCGUGUCACAUGUGUCAAUUAACACAGAAGACCUUACCGAAGGUGCCUCUGAAGCCUUGAGCCAGCACCAUCUCCCCAUGGAAGAGGGUACACACCGAUUAUUUUGGGCAAUUCCAAGCCAUAUGGUCUUGGCGGUGGUUGACGUCCACACUGAAUGGAUUGAUGCAAUCACGACGGAGAACUCCUGUCUUUCAGUUACUAGAAUUAAGAAGUUGCGACCGGUCUUUUCUACUUUUGGAAAUGACCAAAAAUGACAAUUUUCACAAGGCCGCACGUUGACUUUGUAAAACGUUAUCGUUCAGAUUACUGUGCUCCAGUAGAAAACUUACUCUGGUGCGAAAAUAUAACUAACAGGAGUUAGUAACAUGGGUAAUUGCUUGACUAAUAGGGCGCCAUUGGCUUCCGUUCGCGUUUACAAAUUGUACAUCAAUAAAACUGCCUAGAAAUGGUUUUUGUUAGGGAGAAAGCAUUACCUUAACGGCUGAUACGAGUAAAUAUAAUACAGAACGUUUCAGGCGUCUAGAAAUGAAAGGUUAAUCUGACGUCUUGAUGUCUAGGUCAGCUGCUGUAGGUGUGUUUAGACAUCUAAAAUACGGUCAUAUGCUUGGUAGGGAUGCUGAGGCCUAAAUAAUGUACAAGCAAAUGGUAAGUGUCCGUUUGCGGCAGUGAUAUUAUAUACCAUACACUAACCUACUUCGGUGUUUUCUGCUCGGAAAGAGUAUCAGAUAGCAGGCUAUCUUUCCGUUUGCAGGAUCCGGACUUGUUGGUGGGCUGCGUUUGAUGCUUCACGCAACACCACAGACUUGUACAGUUUGUAGAUUGGAUUGACGGUGCCUUUGACCUUACUCUGCAAGUGCCUACUCUGACAUCUGCAGUGUAGAGGAGCGUAAAUGAGAGGCCGGUUUUCGAUUAUGCGGGUGACAUUCAUAACUGCCUCUGUUUCACCUCAGGUGUGCAUCCGCGAUUUGUGUAUAUUUUGAGGACAAAUCUUCGUGUGUACCCUACUAUUUGCAAAAAAGACGAAUGUAAUCUUCUUCAUUCUCCCCCUAAAAGUGUCUUUUUUUAUUAGCCCUGAAAUGCUGGUGACAGUCUGGUUACAAAUUUACCCAUUCAAUGGUAGGGGGCGCUCACCAAUCUUUCUUAUGGAACUCACUCGUUCCGUCGUGCUUUACGGGCUCUCUCUCGAGCCCAACCAGCAGUCGCACAGCGGCGCAUGAUAUAGGCAGUAUAGUAUUACCGAAAAAGAAAAAGGAGACUGGAAUGGCCAUUUCUGGCUUAUUAGCCGUCGUCUGCCAGUCAUACCCAACCCCGAAGUGGGAAACACCCGAAGUUGGGGUGUGACUGGGUUCGCCUCGUCGGUUUCGAUAGGGAAUAUGUAAUGGUACGGAACGAGUGAGUUCCGUAAGAAAGAUCGGGGAGCGUCCCCUACCAUUUUAUACUCCCGAUCAAAACCGACAGGGCAACGAGCUCGUGGCCCAGUGGUUGGAGGCUUGGAUUUCUAACUAACAGGUCGCGAGUUCGAGCCUCGGGCGUUCCACACUUCGGGGUUGGGUAUGACUGUCUGACGGCGGCUAAUAAGCCAGAAAUGGCCAUUCCAGUCUCCUUUGUCUUUGUCGGUAAUACCGUACCCAUUCAGUAAAAUACGCCCCGUUUGAGGAUCAUCUUUUAAAUACAUGCACCUGGACUCACUAAGCUGUUUAGGGUGCAUAUGCGUGCCCAACUGUUGUUUUAAAAAGUUGAAAUUUUCGACCCACUUAGGCGCUGUUUUCCUUCUCUGCGCCGGCAGUCUCAGCAGCUGACGGAAAUUUUCAAACGAGAAUAUGGUGACAGAUAGACGGCCAACUAAUCCCAAAGGGGCUCUACAUGUAUGAUACCGUGCAAAGCACUCACGAAAAACAACACGAUUUUUCCAAUUCCUUUGUUAUAUUUUCAGAUCUCUUACGUUAAUUUCGCCAGACAGUGACAACAGCGGGUAAAACAGGCUUCUCAGAUAAAAUGUUAGCUGAAAUUCUGAAAUGCGGUCUCGACUGGGAGAGAUUACUCAAAUGGGCCUGCGAUAUUGAUUAUUUGCAGCAAAUCACAAUAUAUAACAGACAUAUUAGAGCAUUUGCUUUUAUAUGUACUUCUUUACGGCUGCCUGAAAAAACCACACCCUGAAAAAUCGGUUACUAACAUCAUAUUAUGCACUAUGUCCACCGACUUUCGAAGCCCAUAUAUACGUCAAAUUUUAUGAAAAACAUGAACAAAGAUUUUUUUCUUGUACAUGUUCGGUAGAAACGUACGUCUUCUUCCAACUUUGUGCUCGAAGAAAGGGCAUCUUUUAGUUUUAAAAAAAAGUUUCUAAUAAUAAAUUUUGCAAAACUGUGCAGUAUCCGCUCAAAUCAUCUAGCACCUGCCCAUUUAGUAAUGCUCCUCGUGAAGCAUACAAUAUAGUCCGCAUCUGCUACAAAACAUUGUCAAACUUACAGGUUAACUUCAACAUGCAAAGAGAAAUAUAUGAUUUUCCUUACACGGCAAGCAUAAAUCUUUUGGGCUGAAAACCGUAAAUGUAAAUGAAAUGGCAGACAAAGUUCAGAAUUAUUUGGAAAUUGAAAAACUAUCUCAAAACCUAAAUAUGCCCUUUCCUUGAGUAUAUUUGAAGAAAUGGUUUUCUGCCAAUGAACUACAUGAAAUAAUAUUUUCAAGUACGUUUCUUAUAAAAUGUAUGUGAAUUUAUAAUGGAAUCUAAAAUCAAUUAGGAAAAUCCGUACUAAUUAGUUGUCAUUUUUCACUGACGGUGGUUUCACAGGCGUAUGUUGACAUCCUGGCCCGAUUGAAAUAUCAUGGGGUUAAGCUGCAUAACGAUCAAUAUUACAAUCCCACUUAGGCAACCCUUCUUAAUUGAAAACGCAUAUCUGGAUUUCGGUUAGCAGUUCAUGAGAUAAGUUACUGACUGCACAGUCUGCGUUAGCUUUUAAUUCAAACAUCAAGGUAAUUUAUAACUACAGACUAGAAGAACUAAGGAAAUGGGCACGACCAAUAGCCAUGUUUUAGGGACAAAAAUGUACCACCGUCUGUAACACAAUGACAGGACAAUCAAUAUGAAUUACGGAGAUCUGUGUUCCAACUCAGCUACCAAUGCCCACUUUCCAGAUGUGAAAGUCUUGCUAUACUCAAUAGUCUGACGUCAGGAAUACUCUGGAACUCAAAAUGCCCUCAUAUUACGGGCAGCGUCACGGAAUUCGCCUACUUUCCCAGAGGCAUCAUAUUACUGGGACAAGGUAGCGUAGAAUAAACGCUGGGACAUUUCAAAAACAACUCUUCAUCAAACACGUAUGAAGUUACUCAUGUGAUAGGUGGCCAUAUCUAGAUGAACUCAAAUAACUCAAAGAUCUGCAUACCUUCCUGCCUCAGGGAGGAAUGCAGGUUGUGUAUUUGUCUAACUUAAACGGCACAGCAGUUGGCAGUGACAUACUUUCCUGUCAACGUUAGACUCAUAACUGCAUCACAAACGCAUGUGUAACCAAUACCUUCGACAACUUUACAAAACUCAUGUGGGAACACACCUAGUGCACUCUCACUAAGGCACCUAAAGGCAGACUGAGGACCUGCUGAGCACGUGAUGUUUACUUCAAACGACAGAUGUGAUGAAGACUUGCCACGCGCUUCAUCAUUUGGGUGCCACUUCCAGUCGGAAGGAGCAGUCUGUAGUGAUACUUCUGCACCGCAUAACAUUUGCUCAUGCAUGAUCAAGCUUUGCGAGGGCAGGAACGUUUCAGAGAGAGCAAUAUCAAUCUUUUUGAUUGCGACGAAUGGCCUUACAAAGGUAUAUUGUAGUGUUGCCAAACGCCAGGCAGGAGUCAAUCUAACAUCCAUUUUGAUGACCCCCGUCGAAAUGCACUUUUUGCCUAAUUACAAAAUCCCAUGAGCUUUGUAGGUCGUCUUCUUAAUAACAAAGAGAAAUGUGCGAUUUUCCUUACAUGGUUAGUAUAAAUCUUACGGGCUGAAAGCCCUACACGCAAAUGAAACGACAGCUAGAGUUCAGAAUCAUUCGGAAUUUUAAAAAAACUAUUUUGAAACCUAAAUAACUCAUAUUGACCCAAUUGUGAAAAAACGACGCCUCGGUGAGAUUUAAACCCGCGACAGUAGGAGGGGAGGCUUUAGUACAGCCAACGCUCUAACCAUCUGAGCUACGAGGCCCUAAAUAUUUCAUUUCCCUGAAUAUAAUAUUUGAAUAAACGAUUUUUCUACCAAAUUAUGCAUGUAUUUGGUGGAUUGAUGAACCCACGAACAUCAACACUAUUAGAUACAUCCAUUCAUAUUUUGAAUUUAUCCAUCUUGGGUGGUGCUGUUGAUAGGCGGAAAUAUCUGGCUUAAAGCACGUAGUUGUUAAGAACCCCAUUUUAACUUAAACUCGCGUCCUGAAAUGUGAGCCUCAUGUCAAUGGGUGGGUGAAUAAACCUUUAUCCUAGGAACAAUGUUACGGAGGAAAAAUAAAUCCUAAGUCACACCCAAUGAUAUAUUGAGGCGUGUAAAGGAAUACGUACAGCUAAUAGGGCAGUUUUGGCGGCAGGGCUCUAUUACUCUGUCCGGGCUCGUCGACGUAUUAUUAUGUUCGCAGCAUGACUGACUCAGGUAGGCGGUUAACAACUAGUUCUUUAGUCGCCGCCUAGAUUAUGUUGGUUGCGGUUAGACUAAGAAUAACAUUAGUAGCUUACCUUUAGAUUUCCAGGGUCAGCUUCAUGUUUAUAUUUGCUUUAAGGUAACAGUUAGGUUUGUUAUUAGGCCUAUGAUAAGGGUUACCCUCAGGGUUAUCUUUAAGUUAGCGGUUAGGUUAGGAUUUCUUUUGUCGGUUUGGUGGAUAUUUUGGGGUGUGGGUUAGUGUAAGGGCUCGAAAUGAAUUUAGUGUUAGGGUUUGGGGUUUGUUCUUUUGUCCGGUUUAUGAGUGAGCUUUGGACUAUGGUUUAUGCUUGGUCUAGGGCUGGGUUAGUGCUUGGUCUACGGUUGGAGUCAGAUCAGGGUUAAAAGUAAAGUUCAUAGUUAGGUUGACGGUUAGGCUUGCAGUUAGGGUUAACGUUAAGGUAUUUUUUUAUUAGGGGUAACGAUAGAAUGUAGGAUCGACAAGUAAAUGGGAACUACAAAAAUAUAUCCUAAUUUCAAUGUGAUGCAAACAUCACUUAUUAUGGAUGAAAGCGAAUAUGCGAGUCCCAGGUUCUUGUGGCAAAGAUGAACGCGCGAUCACUGGGACAGUACGUAUGUUAGUUAUAGCUUUCCGUCUCGUACAGGAGGCCGUCGCCUGCAGAAAUAGAAGCAGUGAAGGAAUUAAAAUGGACAAGGAUAUAAAAAUGCUGCUAGCCGACAAAGGAAGAGCAAUCGUCAUGAUGAACCGCGUCGAUUAUAACGGAAAGACACAAGCCCUCCUCGACGACCAACAGUCCUACAAAUAGUAUUGUCGACCAAAGAUAAGGGAGAUUGGGAUGGCCAUUUCUGGCGUAUCAGCCGUCAUCAGCCGGUUCCAGGUGUUCCACGAUUCGGGGUUGGGUACGACUGGCUGACGACGGCUAAUAAGCCAGAAAUGGCCAUUCCAGUCUCCCUUUUCUUUGCCGGUAUUCCUAUCCUGUCUAUAUCAUGCGUCGCUGUACGGCUGCUGGUUGGGCUCGAGAGAAAGCCCGUAAAGCACAACGGGACGAGUGAGUUCCGUAGAAACGAUCGGUGAGCGCUCCUCUACCAGUCCUACAAAUCUGUGCCUUCCACGCGAACCAAAUCGAUGAUCACUCAAGUAACCAGUCUCUUCAACCGACUCAGACGCAACAUUGCGAUACUGUUAGACGAGUGGCGACAGAUAAGACCAACGGACACGGCACCGGCUCGAUUUUAUGGAUUACCCAAAAUCCACAAGCCCAAUGUUCCCCUUCAACCGAUCUUUGCCUUGAAAGACAGCACCACAUACAAUCUAUCCAAAUGGAUGGCCCGUAAACUUAACUUUCUUCGAGAGGGCUAGAGGACCCCUAUCAAUUCGAUCUCCCAACUCCUGGCCGACAUCCGAGGAAUAUCUAUGCGACCUGAUCAAAUUAUGGUGUCCUUUGACGGGCUUUCUUUAAUCACUUCCAUCCCACCGGACAAAGCAUGCGAUAUUCAACCCAAAAGUCUCGAAGAAAACUACUACGGAACGAUCAGACCUCUAAAAAUCGACCAUUUACUGCAAAUCCUUACUGUCUGCCAACAUACCUUUUUCACCUUCAAUGGCAGAACGUACGAGCAGAUCAAAGAAACACCGACGGGUUCGCCAAUAUCCAGCCUGGUUGCAGAACUAGUCUUAAAGGAGCUGGAAAAAGUCGUCAUCGACCACUAUGUAUAUGAGUUUUGGGGCCAGUACAUACACGACACUUUCCUUAUAAUUGAAAGGAGCAGACUCUCAGACUUUCAAGACCUGCUUAAUGCCGUCUUCUCCGACGUUCAAUUCACAAAUGAAGAAGAGCAUGCCAAACAGUUGCUUUUCUUUGGCGUUCUCGUCGCAUGCACAUCCAAUGGUGAACUCAGCACCACGGUGUAUAGGAAGGAGACUAAUGCGACUCAAAUUCUCAAAUUCCAUAUUAACUCCCUAAUGGCGUAUAAACGCAGCUGUAUUAGGGCACGCUUCCAGAGGGGAAAAACGUACUGCAGUGAACCGUAAGGAGAACUGGGAGAACUACGGCAUCUUCGGGACUAUCUGACAAGGAAUGGAUACCCAAACAGCUUCGUCAGCUGCUGCCCCAGCACGCACCCGCGGCGAACAAACGGAGGAGAGCCGCUUACACUCCAGCACUCUGUACCAUAUAUAAAUAAUGUGUCCGAAAAAACGAAAUGUAUCAUUGGAGAGCUCGGAGUGGGUAUUGCUAACCGUCUGACAGAGAUCAUGCCCAACAAAGCAUUUAAAUAAAGAACCGACGAGACGUAGGGGAACAGUCGGGUUGAAGAAGGCACGAUCGCCGGGAAAAAAGCUUUAUUAGUCUGACGUUUCGGAUUCCUGUUCGAAUCCACCAUCAGAGACAAAAGCAGAUAAGGUAUGCGGUAGCAUGGCUACUGCAUCCUAUAAAUACUGCAGCCGCAUAUGCAUGAACCACCCUUAUCUGCUUUUGUCUCUGAUGAUGGAUUCGAGCAGGAAUCCGAAACGUCAGGCUAAUAAAGCUCUUGUCCUGGCGAUCGUGUCUUCUUCUUCAAGACUGUUUCCUGGGGCUCGUCUCUUUGCUUCUAUUAAACAGUCGAGUGUCGUUUAUCUGAUCCCAUGCCGGGAAUGCCUUCGCCAUUACACAGGACAGACCGGACGACGGUUUAGUUCGCGAAUGACGGAGCAUCAACAGGCAGUCCGGAGGUGCGGUCCGUUGUCUCAGGUCGGCACUCACACCCUGGGGGAAGGCCACGAAUUCAACUUUGUGAGCACUCUGAUAAUGGCGGGGAUCAGCAAUAAGACAGAGCGAGAAAUGCUGGAGGCCUGUGAGUCUGAAACCAACUCCAUCAACAGACUUACCCCCCUGCUAUCACGCUCUCCCUUCCCGCGACCAGAAGGCGAGACCCAAUUGCCAGCCAAGGGUGCACACCGUCACGCCGCCGCGAGACGGCGUGGGCUAGGCCUUAUUGCGAGCACCCUGCACUACUAUCCCCCUUUGCCCUGACUACGAAACUGCUAAUUUCACGUCGUAUUCUCACGGUCUCUGUCAGUGGCCUCCUGUACCAGACCAAAAUCUCAGAAUAAUAUAAGUACUGUCCCAGUGAUCGCGCGUUCAUCUUCCUUGCAUCACCUAUUAUUCACCGUUCCAAGCGUUUGAAAUUUCCUCCCCUUCCUGACUAUAUGUAAACUUACCAGCUGCGCCUUGUUCAAAGGCUGUUAUUUUCUGAAAAUUACUUUUCAUCUAUUUUUCAGUUGUCGCGCUCAUUUUCUUUGCCAAAUGACAGCGUACGAUAAGACUUUCGGCAAAAACUUAUCCAUUUUCUGUGUCUUCUCGCUCUCCGUCCUGUGUGGUGUCCCAACGGCAAAACCUCCCCUACUACCAUUCAGCGUACGAUAAGGUCCACAGGCUAGCUCGAGUUAGUUGGGGGCCCUACACCCUAUCGUUGCCGGGUUAGGGUUCGGGACAUUGUCCAGAUUUAAAUAUUAGGCAUACGGUUAGACUCUCAAUUAUGGUUGUUGUUAGGGUUGAGGUUAGGGUUAGGUUUUGGAUUAGAGUCGAGGCUAGGCCCAGGGUUAAGGUUAAGGUUAGCAUUAAGUUUCGGAUUACGGUUGGGGUCCAUUUAAUACCGCAAAAUAUCUUCACACUUUUUCAGUACAUACCGACACGUUUUAGAUACUCCAUUUAGAGUGUUCAGUAGCUUAAGUUUCACUUUUAAUCCUUUGCUCAAGAUGUUAAAGUUUUUUUACAAGUUCCAGGAAAUUUGACAAUUUUCUCAUUAUCGUCGCAGUUUAUGUUUACCUGCUUGGUUUGCUGUUUUGUAAGCCGCCCAACCGCGCUACCUGUCAAAACCCCCUUACUCGACCACCAAUAAGAACACAAGGCAGUGGCCUAAGGGAAGUUAAGAGAUUAUUUAGGACGAUGAGAAUACGCUUGGAGCUCAGACAGGAUAGGGGACACGGAGGGUGCUUUACGGGAACUGGUUGGCCUGGACGCGGUCCUUCGUUGAUACAAGCAAGUGAGAACGGCGAUGACAUGUGGAGGUGUUCACCAGUCCAAGGUGUCUGGACACCAAUUGUCCUCGGUAUUUCUAAUGAAUAGACCAAAUAGGCAGGAUUAAGCAUGGCAAUGAAAGGUAGAAAAACACAGAGGAUUAGCCAGUAGGAUGAUAGAGGUCGCAAACUACCAUAUAUCGCAGUGUUCCAAUGGCCAAAGGGAGAAAAGUUUAAGAUGGCUAGCGCGGCGCCGUGGUGCCGGUGGAUAACCGGCAAGGCACUAGGGGUUCUAACACAUUUAAUUCAAAAUUGGACAAACUGUGUCUACAUCCCUACAGUUUGCUACGCUCAUCUGACACCCACUUUCCUCUGCAUUAGCAUUCCAAGGUCAUUCCCAUUGGUUAUUGCUUUGUUCGGCUCAGUUUCAGCGACCUUGACCGUCCAAUUACAUUUUCUAAGGCGAUCCUAGUUUUCCUAGGUUACCUUAACCACUUUUUGAGUUGAGAGCUCAUUACUCUAUGAGUUUUGUGCUGAUAUAAACGAACAUUGUACUUUUUGGGUCAUUCCUUGACACGAUAACAUCACUUGGUGACUUUCCUAUUGUUUUCCUUCUGCCCCACCCGUAAAACCCCUAUUACCACGGUUCCCUGUCUGCAAAAACGGUACUGUUGCGAUAAUAUCUCUUUUACUAAGCGGCCGUAACAGUAAUCCGACUUCAACACUAAUAGCACAAUCCUGUCUAAAGAGCUGCGUCUGUUAAUGAGUGCUGUUUGAGUGAAGGCCACUAGGUUUAGAUUAAAGUAUCCGCCAACUUUGAGGUCCAUUUGCUAGAGAGGAGGGCGUAGGUGAGAGGGAAAGCCCACUGUGAGUAACGCUGCUGAUAAGUAAGCGGAAGCAUAAAACAGUAAACGCUUGACUAGCCUUAACCCGAGCAACUUUCGAUGACGGAACAAAAGAAUCGCUUUUCGGAUUAAGGCGUCUUAUCUUAAAUCAAUGGACGUAGGCGGCAGUUGAUUUUUAAAGCCGGCCAAAAUAAGUCAGCAAUUUUCCUUUUCAGCUAUCGAUUCUGAUCAAUUUUUCAAGUAUUUGCAUAAAAUCGCAGGAUUAAAAGAAAGUAACGGUGUAAAUUUGUUUAAUAAUAGUAGGAUUUCCUAGGAAAAUAAAUGUCCCUUUGUAUACACUGGAAAUACUAACAUCACUAGAACAUAGGGGAGGAGGAAAUUUGGCGCUUAACGACAACCCCGAAAGAUAAUCUUAUCUGAUGGACAUAAUAUUUAUUGGGACGUCUGCAAGAUAACUACGAAUUAGUCAUCAGAGGUACUAAUGACCUUAUUCGCCUGACGUUUCGGAUUCUUGCUUUAACACAUCAUUAGAGACAGUGGUAGAAACGGGUUUCCUUGAUCGACCCUAAGCUAUUGGGCCAGCGCCUCUUAGCAACAGCAGAAGCGGCCGCAUUAUCUUAAGAAAACCGACCCUAUGCGCCCAGAAGAACCUCGUUCAGGCUCCGCGCUUACCGUAGUCAAAGGUUGACUAACCGCAUACAACUUUCUGCGCCCUUCCGCUCUUGCCUAGCCUGUAUUUAAAAAGUAACUUUUAUCGUUUUUUUCACUCACUGUACCCCAUCCCAUAUAACUGUACUGGCCUGACGAGAAGUUAUCGAAAGCAACGUUCGCUCGCCACUUUUUCUUCUGAAUGUUUUGGAACCAGUUUACCUGACUGGGUUCGUGCAUUUAUCCAAAUCUAUUUGCCAAUAACUUCUUGAUAUAAUCCCUCCCGCUUUAUUUUCCGUUGACAUUGUGUUGUGUUAAACCCACUCUACGCCCUCGCAAUUCUGGCCGACUACCAUCGUCAUAUUGGCCUUGGGUUUCAAACGACUAAAGGUCACUCGGUUUCGUCACAUAGGCUGCAAUAGCACUUUUCCUUUUCUCCGACAAGCUGAACCACGGCCACUCAACAGCUUUCAGCUCAGACAGAUUCCUUCAGCCAACCACAACUGCCCACACCCUACUUGAGCACUUAACCCCUCGGGGACGGCAAGACGACAGUUCGCCGGUCGCAAGCGGUGAAGUCCAUUGCGUGCCCCACGGAGUUGAGGCACCGGCUACUGAUGUGUAAAUUAGCAGCCAGUGGGGAAGACGUUCUUAGCGGCAGCUACAUUUCCUUAUCUCGCUCCCCAGGUUGAGAUGGUGACGCAGUCAAGGUGGGCUCAGGUACAGUGACAGUCAAAGUACGCGCACUAAACAAGACUUGGUCCCUCCCCCAGAUGCACCAGGGUGCAUCAAUUGGCGUGCUCCCUACUGAAGUGAAAUUUGUCCGUUGCUGCGUGCGGCGUCUCUCGUGCGCUAUUCAUUCUAGAGUCAUCCACUUUAUCCCUUUAGUCAGGAGGCCCACGAAAUAUGACGAUCACGGUGGAGACAUCACUUCAGUCAUGACCAUAUACUUGAACCUUUCGUUAGGUUAUACUGGAGUCACACUUAUUUUUAGGAAAUGGGGGUUGACUACGUAAGCUGAUGCCUUAACUGUACGUUCCCACGUGUGUUGUCACUUUUUGACACCUGUUACUGCGUACUUUAAAUUUUUUGUUGGCCUCAGAAAAUUAUGCGAAUCUGUUUUUCUCCAAGCCUCAUACACUUUAUUUGAAUUUCCCGUUUUCUUCGCGCGUAACUUGACACUGCCCUUCUGACUAUACGCCACAUCUUUCUGACUGUGCGUCUGGAGACAUUUGGUUGCAAGCGUAGCAUUUAAGUUUCGCUAAUCAUGCCAAUUACAGAAACGUGAUUCCGUACAAUCCUGUACUUAGUUACACCGUUUCCACGUACGGGCGGCACGAUGUAAGCCGAUUCAGGCGACUGAAUCUAGACAGGCUACAAAGCAGCUAGGUUCAACAGACUCUGUGUGAGCUACGCGAACGUGCCAACUGUUGGCGGUCGAGGUACUCCACACUAACUGCAAAUAAGUAGCCUCCACCAGAGUGUAGAAACGAGAAUGACUGUUUGUGGUAAUAUUAGCAGUCGUCGUCUAAAUAUACACCCAUCACAGGCCGGGUGGACCCUGACUGAGUCGGUUGUCGAGCGAGUGCACCACCAUUACGUGCUCACGCCCCGUUGGCGACACUUAAAGUCGAGCAGAUACGAUGUUUUCCUCCCUCGCUCUCCGUCUCACUUUCUCUUGAUUGGUCGAACGCCUGUCUUUGGAUGCACAACUAGCAUGCAUGAGUAAGUACCACACCUACUUGACUUCGUGAAACCGCUGUUGUAAACGUCAGGCUCUCUUUCAAGGUUUCAUGAAGAAGUACUUCAGUUUCUCAUAACUUUACGCGCCACCCACGCAUGAGAGGGGAGGGGAAGCACAGCGUGCACAACGAAUCGGUCUCAAGUUCAUAUGGCGAGACAACUUUGCCAAACCGCCAUGAGCGAGGGCAAAAAUUCACGGUCCAACUGUCAUUGCCUUUAAAUAUCAAUAAGGUCUGCCAGCAAAAUACCCCAGUUAUAAAUAUACCUCUUUCACCUGACUGCGACGUGACUCAGAAUCCUGCCAGAAGAGCCGAUUUUAGUUUCGUUAAAACCACGUCCAGAAAAACCAGAAUGCCUUUCCAACAAAUGCGCCCAUAAUGUUCAUCAUGACUGAAAAACGGCGUCUAUUCGGAGGCUUGUUCAAGCACUUUACUCAUAACCGGGCAUGGUUUUAGAUGCUCUAAGAGCGACACUGACAGGCCAGGUCGUAGUGAGGAAAUUACAUCAGCUUGCUGAUGGAAAGUGGCUCGAAUCGCGUAAAGACGGGCCCUCCUACCACCGCUGUCUUGCGGGUUAGAUGUUGCAGCUUAGAAAGUCCAUAUAACGUGUCUAGUAAAACAUAAAUCGGGAGGAGGGAUGUGUUAACCGCUCACAUUCGGCAGUCCAAACCCGGGAGUUAUGGGAACAACGCGCAUACAUUUGGUGGUCUUUCUAGUGGGAAAACAUACUCAGUGAUCAGUGGGAUUCCCGCUAAAAUCAGACGGCUGCCAGUUUGCAACGACUAUCACGGCAGGAUGCGGCCAGCGCGCUCUGACACUAGUCAGAUCUACAUGCAUCCAGUACCGCCUAAUCAAUACAUCCUGAUCGGCCUGUUUUCAAAGGUCGUGUCACAAGACAGAUAUGUGACGUUAACGGUGCUGAGUCAUAGCAAAGCACCAAAAGGUGCACAGACAGGUUAGAUACUCGUUUGUGCAAACGUGACUUUCCCAACGACUUGUUAAGCCUUUUGGAGUAGAGAAUCAGCAUAAGGUCAAGCAACAUUACCUGACGAAGAAUGGCGCUGCAUAAAAGUGCUGUCUAGGCCCCGGCAACAAAUGACCCAACUAAAAAUCCAGCCACGCUAGUGAUUUUCUCCUUACUGCACUGCACCUUGCUACACGACAGUUCGACCAUCGAUUUCGACUAUGCCCAGCGUGUGCUCCACAACAGGGUGAAAGCAGGGACGAGGACUUGCGUGUGGGCUAGUUCAUAGUGAUGGUAGACUUGCACAGCAACUACCGCACUUCCCCCUCCUUUGCCACCUGGGCCAGGUGUCAUGACCAAGUCAGGAAGACAGGUGAGAAAGGUCGCAGGCAACUGACGCGGCGAAAACCCGCACGUAGGGGUGCCACCACACCUGGUCUACAACAAACACUCAGCGAGAAUUUCCAACGAAAGUGGGCGGAGGGAACAGCCGAGAUCCCAAUCGGCGCGAUGCGAGCCUCUCACUGGACUUGCCACCACACCCCGGAUGUUGGCAUUUAUUAUUGUUGCGCAUCCCCCAUAACGCCUGGCAGAAUUCGACCUAGUCUUCGUGCUAGUCCAGCACAUCUGCCGCGUGGCUAAUUUUAUGGGCACACUACUACACAACUAUAAAGGCUGUCAUUGGAGCUAAAAUACUUUGGUCGGUCUAGCUGUGUAUCACCGGCACCCGACUCCCCGGUAAUCCCAAAGCGCUGUGAAAACGAGAUACUGUCGGCCAAAGAAGUCAUGGCGCUGAGAACUUUACAAUAUAAAACAAGAGCGAGAAGAUUUAAAAGUUUCCAAAUAGGUCAAAGAAGACUACCAGACAGAACAGCGAGGUACUGACGCAGGAGGGAGAAAAAUAAGUUGUGAGCCAAACUAAUGUUCAGUUUAAUACCUCAAACUGGGUGUCUUGGGCACAAAUUAGACGGAAGGAGCAUGGGCGGGGGGAAACAAGAGAUUUGAGUGGAGGAAUGUAGGAGCCCAACUAUGAAGAUAGUUAGGUGUGUAACGGUCGCCAGGGGACACACCACAGUUGCCUAGGGAGGAUCGCACGCUGGGUCGCGCUUAUCCGCGCUGAGAGGGGUGAUCGACGAUGAGGAGGGAUAGAGAUCUACAAAUAGAGAGGAGAAUGAACUCGAAUUUGCUAUGACCGUCAAAUUUACUGACUGCCCCCCACACACACAUGCCUGGAGUGGUGAGCCGGGAAAUCCUGAGUUACAACGACAAAAAGUAGAUUAGGCAAUAUAGUGCAAGUCCUAACCUGUGGAGAUAAUGAGGAAAAUGAUGUCGUCGUUAAGAGGUUCUCGGCUAUCCACAAUGAAGUAGGCUCACGGCAAUGGUACCAACUGUGAUAGCGUCUGUAUGGUCAAAUGACAACGGCUUUGUUCGGCCAAAAACAACUACUCCAAUGGUCUCGAUUUACAAACCCUAACACCUGUCAUAAAUGCGUGUUGACAGUACACAAUCUAAGAGAAGCUAGUCGCUAAGAAUCGACUGACAACUUUUCAGCUUCAGCAACUGAUUGUGAGUAAAAAGAUCUAGUCAAAGAACUUGAACAACACAAUCCAUAGUGCUACCGUGAUACAGCUUAAAGAUGGAAACUGGCUGUCAAAUAAAAGAAACACUUCAGGCGCACACGCAAGGUAAAUGGCCUACUAAGUCAUCAAAAGUCAAAAAACAAGUAAACAUUUCCACCUUCCAAUUAGCAUUCACGGGCAAUUUUUUUAAAACGCAUGGCUUGAUUUCAGCCUGGGCCUCUGAUGAAUGCACAGUCAACUGGUACAUUUGCUUCGCGUUCGCUACUACUACUACUACUACUACUACUACUCCUACUACUACUCCUACUACUACUACUACUACUCCUACUACUACUACUACUACUACUACUACCACUACUACUACUACUACUACUACUACUACUACUACUACUACUACUACUACUACUACUACCAUUACCGGUAG
Messenger RNA from Spirometra erinaceieuropaei, 17380 nucleotides. NCBI's taxonomy places the organism in Eukaryota, Metazoa, Platyhelminthes, Cestoda, Diphyllobothriidea, Diphyllobothriidae. The record is from the annotation of a GenBank genome assembly.